AUGGCCCCUUACGUCUGCCUCGCCGCUUCCGACCUCGUCGGCGGCGGCCGUGACGUAGCACUAGAUGUGGCAUCUGCCCUUCAUCUCAUGCACACAGCUGCAUGGGCACAUGGCCGUUUAAUUGGCCUUGACUUAACUACUACUACUACUACUUCUUCUUCUCCUCGUACAUACUCUCCCGGAGUUGAGCUUCUCACCGGAGAUGGAAUUUUCCCACUUGGCUUUGAGAUUGUAGCAAGGAACAAGGAGGUAGAGCCAGAGGUUGGAGUGAAGGUGGUGAUGGAGAUGGUGGAGAUGAUGGGAGGGAUCAUUGAAGGGCAGUUAGGGAGGGUGGAAGGAGGUAUAGAUAAGGAGUUGGUUUGGAAGGAGAGAGUGGAGGAGAGGUUGUGUGGUUGUGGUGGAGCUUGUGGAGUAAUGGUGGGAGGAGGAGGAGGAGGAGGAGAAGAGAUGGUGGAGAAGGGGAGGAGAGUGGGGAUGUAUUUAGGAGCCAUUAGUGAAGUUGUGAAGAGUGGGAAAGGGUUGGAAAGGGUUGAGAGGUUGAAGAUGAAGGUGGUGGAGGAGUUGGAGGUGUUUGACUUUGAGAGAAGGAAGAGCUUGUGGGACCUACUUGAAUUUUGUUUGACUGGUCAAACAGUUGCCGCCGGCGGCGGCGGCGGCGGCAGGAUCUCCGGUCAAGUGGAGCUUUAA
Dioscorea cayenensis subsp. rotundata (Guinea yam) is the source of this 687-nucleotide messenger RNA. RefSeq names its product heterodimeric geranylgeranyl pyrophosphate synthase small subunit, chloroplastic-like. The record is from RefSeq and is a predicted model, not a curated record. The transcript has a single exon. Gene Ontology annotation, molecular function: prenyltransferase activity. The coding region runs from base 1 to 687 and encodes 228 amino acids. Lineage: Eukaryota; Viridiplantae; Streptophyta; Magnoliopsida; Dioscoreales; Dioscoreaceae.